This is a messenger RNA of Vitis riparia (riverbank grape), 813 nucleotides long. Its product is annotated as transcription factor MYB10-like. The record is from RefSeq and is a predicted model, not a curated record. NCBI's taxonomy places the organism in Eukaryota, Viridiplantae, Streptophyta, Magnoliopsida, Vitales, Vitaceae. The coding region runs from base 42 to 584 and encodes 180 amino acids. The transcript is spliced from 3 exons.
AUUGGAUAACAACCACGUCGUUUCUUCAAGGGAAAUCCGUAAUGGAAAGACCAGUGGAGCCGAGAUCACGAUGGACCGAGGAAGAAGACCAGAGGCUUAUUGAAUGUAAAAGCAGAAAUCACGAUCAAUCUUGGGAUGAAAUAGCAAAGCUGGCAGGGCUGAACAGGAAAGGUAAGAGUUGUAGGGAGAGGUGGAAGAAUCAUCUGGAUCCUAAUGUCAAGAGAGAGAACUUCUCCCAAGUGGAAGACGACUCCAUCAUCUGCUUCCAGUCGCUCUAUGGGAAUAGCUGGGCAAGUAUAGCAGCUCAUCUUCCUGGGCGAACCGAUAAUGAUGUCAAGAACCGCUGGUACAACCAUUUGAAUGAGAAGAAGCUUGGGAGAAGUACCGGGGAUCAGCCACAUACCACACAACUCUUUCAUCUCAACCACAAUAUUGAUCCAAAUGCAAGCUCAAGCUCAAGCUCGAUUCCUACACUGGUUUCAGCCUCACAAGAAAUCGCCAGCCCUUGGCCCACUUCUGAAUUAGCCUCUCUGGAGAGCGAGUUCAUGUCAACUGAAGAAGUCAUCAGAUAUUUCUCUGAUUGAAUAUAUAUGUACACACUCCCUUUCUGCUAGUCACUACUAGUAGAAAGAGAAUAUGCAUAUAUAUAGAACUUUCUACUAGUCAUUAUGCAUAAGUUCCACAUAUAGAUAUAUAGAAAGACAGGCGUGUGUGUUUGUUCCAUGUUCGUGAAUCCAUCUUAUAAUAAAGCUGUGUUUUGUAUUAUGUUGAAGGGUUAUUAGACGGUUGUCAGACCCAUUAAUGUUAUAAAAG